GGGGUCACUUUCGGAGUUCAGAACGUGCCUUGGUAUCCCUUCCCCACCCAAGCUGCAGUUGCUGGGGUCCAUUUGUCACUCUUCCACCCUCACAGUCGCUUCCUUGCCACUGGGUCCAUGCCCCAUCACUCUUCACUAAACCUUCCAUCCAUGCCUUGUCAGACAGUCCGACCCGGCCCGACUCUUAGCGUAGAAGCUUCUUCUUAUGCAGCCAGUCUGCUCCCCUUAAAGUGCUAUCGUCCGGCACCACCUGCAGUGCAAUAUUCUGUGCGCUGUUGCCGCCUCUCUUUCUCUCUUUCUCUCUCUCUCCUCGCUCCCUUGAUGGUUGCUUUUCCACUUUGAGAUGACUAUGUCAUCAGCUCCUAGAUCACUAUCCUCAGUCGUGAUUGACCUCACCUCACAGACAAUCUACAAUGGUUGAGUUCAAAGGUCGCAGCGAGUCUAUCUUCGUUGUUACCGUGGUUUUCCUCGGACUUUCCUUCAUUUCCGUCUGCUUACGAUGUUUCGUGAGACUGCGACUGGUGCGCGCAUUCGGAUGGGACGAUGCAUUGAUGGUUCUAGCUAUGGCGCUGCAGAUAUUAUUUGCCUUGUGUGGUAUCACCGGGUCAGUGUAUGGCAUGGGCCAAAAACUCGAGUGGCUUGACCAAGACACGCUAGAAACCGCCUUGUUUUGGUGGUGGUUAGGUCAAACAAGCUAUGUUGUGACAGUAGUCGUUGCCAAGGUCUCUAUUGCAUUGACUCUCUUUCGGCUUACCGUCUCACGGAUACACAAGAUGCUUCUGUGGUUUGUCAUCGCCAUCUCGAUUGUCGUGGGCCUGGUAUUCUGGUUCAUGUUGACUCUAGAAUGCCAACCGGUUUCAUACUUUUGGCAACGUUUUCAUUCCACUGGUACCUGCAUCUCCAUCGAGUACCUCAUCGAUGUCGCCUACCUAUACAGUGUAACAGCCAUGGUCUGUGACUUGAUCCUGGGGUUAUUACCUGCCUUUUUAGUCUGGAACUUGCAAAUGAGUACAAGAACCAAGGCUGCACUAGCAGGGAUCUUGAGCAUGGGUUGCGUAGCCAGCGCAGCUGUGAUUGUACGCAUACCUUUCCUGCCUACUUACAACGAUAAGGAGUUCCUCUACGCUACAGCGCAGAUUUCAAUCUGGUCCAAUGUCGAGGCUGGCCUCGGCAUCACGGCAGGGUGUCUUGUUACCCUGCGUCCUCUCUUUCGCUGGCUUGGUGACGCCAGCUAUGGCGCCACGCGUAGCAAGAGAACAGGUGGUAGCAUACCACUCUCGAGCUCGGUCGGCCAUGCAGCUCACGCCUCACAGAGCAACGCGACGAAGUACUGGCGGCCGGAUCUCGAUCCGGAAGAUUCUCAGGGCGUGGUCACGACUAUACAAACCUCGGCUGGAAGCCCGCACAGUAGUCAGGAGGACCUCAACCCGAAGCCUAAACGAAUGAAUGGGGUCAAUAUACACAAGUCUUUUGUCGUGACCUCAGACAUUGUAUAGGAUCUCUGCUGCUAUUGGUAGCUUACUUACGAUAUAUUUAAUUUGGUUUACGAUGUUUCUGUGUGUCUGCACGACCUCUUAUUAGUACGUAGGAACUUGCCUGGGCGUCGGCAUUAUGAAUCACCAUAUUUGGAGAAGAUCCUUCCUCGCACGUAUCCAUGAUGUGAUGUCAUGUUUUGCCAAAAGCUUCUAGGGCUUCGCCUCUG
Molecule: messenger RNA, 1702 nt
Organism: Aspergillus japonicus CBS 114.51
Lineage: Eukaryota; Fungi; Ascomycota; Eurotiomycetes; Eurotiales; Aspergillaceae
Product: putative integral membrane protein
Exons: 7
Coding region: 414-1496 (360 amino acids)
Source: RefSeq, a predicted model, not a curated record